AAUGUAUAUGUGGCCUGGCGGCGGCAGUGACUGACCUACUGCAGUCAGUAGAACUACAGUACCAUGGCUAUCAAGGUGAAGCCCAAGACAAAGGCGCCACCAGUGACAAAGUCAAGGAACACCUCAAUGGACUAUUCUCCCUAGUCCAGGGACUAGGUGGUACUGCAGUGGUCCGGACCUAUAUAGACCAGUUGGCACAGGUGCUCAGUGCACUCGUUGGGUGGAGUAAGAUAGAGAAGUGCACUGGCAGUGAUGGCAGUGGCUGUGGUGGCACUGGUGGCGAUAGCAAACCGCACGGCCAAGAGAGCUGUGAGUAUCUAAAUGAGGUGACAGCGAACGAUCCGUGCGACAAGUGUGAAUGUAUGAAAUGGGACGUGCCCAAGGCGGAUGAUCUCGAUAAAGGACACCACCUGGGCAGGGGGUGUCAGAGGUGUAAGGAUAGUGGUGAUAGUGCUCAUAGGUGUAGCUGUACUGGUGGUGGUAGUGGCAGCAGCACCUGUACUGCUGAGAGCUGCCAGUGCUAUAAAAAGGGCAAAUGCUGCAAGUGUUGUUGUAAGGGUUGUGAUGGGUGUAAGAAGGAGUGUAGGUGUGAUGGCUAUAAAUCAGCUUACCCCAAAACGACAGUCAGCUGGAUUGAGGGAGGACAUACAAUUACAUGGAAACAACUAAAAGAUACUACGUUUGAUAACACUGGUGACGGAACUCCAUCCAAUAAAAGAUUGCAAUGUGCCCGGAUAUUCCUAGGGUCAGUAUGUCUCAUUUGGAGUGGCAUUACUUAUAUGUAUUGGACUGGUAAGUGGGCCCAGAGUAGUCCCCGUUGGAACAACCAUAUCCUGGAUGGUAGUGGUCUCGAUGAUGGUACCCUGUCCCAAUGGCUACAGGCCUUAGGGUUCCCUAGGGUGAUGCUUAAUAACAGUGGUCCUGGUAAUAGGUUGGAUGCCAUUAUAUGGAAUGGACUUAGUGAUAAGCUGCUUCUAGGGUUUGCUAAGCCUAGUGGCGCCACUGGCUAUGACACUGAGGGUAAUACAGCCAGAAAUCCAUUCGCUAUGAACUAUGCCGGUUUGGUACAUACUAUACAUAGGGAUUCAUUCAACAAUGAUGGUGCUAUUGUGUUUAAAAAUGACGGCUCUAGUACUACUGACACUAACAUCCACAAACGUGGUGCCCUCUUCAAGCUCUACAUUCUAUCAUGUGCCUAUUUUACAGGGUUACAGAAGCCUAACUCUACAGCACUGUCCAGUACUGCCAGUACCACUAGGACUCCUAGGACAAUUCGGGAGAUCCUCUACUGGCUAAGUGCACUGCCCUAUAGUACGGCAUAUAAGCAGUUACUGGAACAUGGUAAGAAGGAACUCGAAAAGGUACUCAAGAAACCCGGAGAGACUGAAUCUACUGCCAGCAAUGAACAGAAACAACUUAAGUUUCACCAAACAGGCCGUAAUCAUCCCAUUACAGUUGAUGAAUACAACCUGUUUGCCCACUUCCAAGCAGUGACCCAGUAUUGCCCACUGGUCCUCAUAGGUAUCCAAGGAGGAUUACACAGUACCAACAACACUGGUCCUGCCAUCCACUCCCUGUAUGCUAACACGGAGUGUUCAUUCACAUAUCCCACUGUAUCCAUCCAAGCAUACAACCAGGUGGUCCACUACAUUAGGGCUCUAUUCUAUCAACUCUAUUUCCUUAGGAAACAAUGUGCAGUGAAGGUUGCUCUAGGAGGCAAAUGGCGUGAGUGUAGGUAUGGCCAGGGGGUAGAGUCCAAGGGGGUAAUUAGCUGGAUGUGCCUGGGGUGUAACCCCAUGGAACAUGAUAGGAAAAGUAGGGUGGAGAAGGUAAAUGGGGAGUUGGGGAAAGUAGUGCCCCAGGGGGGCACAAAGGAUCUUCCAAAGGCCCUGAAGGAUGUGCUAGAGGCUAUAGGUAAUGUAGUGAUACAAUUAGGUAAUGCCCAGGAAGCAUUGGAAGGGAAGAAGACGGAGGCUAUAGAGGGGGUGAUAAAGACACUAGGGAAGGCUAAGGAGGGACUAGAGGGGGCGGUGAAGAAGGGUGGGCUGAAGGAUAAACUAGAUGAGGCUAAGGACGGUCAGACAUCACAGGCACUACGCAAGGCUAAGGAGGCACUAGAUGCACUGACGAAGGGUGAUAGUGGAGCACUACAUACACUAGUGAGUGAUGGAACUGGGUCAUUACAGCAAAUAGCAACUGCUUCAAAGGAGUACGACAAAGACUAUAGUAGUGCUAAGAACAAGAUAAGUGAGGCUAUCAAAGCAGUACGUGAUGCAUUGGAGGGAUUACUGCUAUUAAAGGAUGCAUCGACAAGGCUCGACGGACACAAAGAGGCACUGUUAGAUGCCACAAGCAAACUCAAUGACAUAUGCAACUCUCCCAAGUGCAAUAACUGCGGCAAACACUCCAAGUGUGGUAAAGAGGGCAAUCCCACCAUGUGUACUCAAUGUGGCAAUAUGACUACCACUGGUGUUCCAUCACCCCUCCAGGCAUUCCUGGAAGACAGGUUGCCGGGGUUUAGUUGUGAUAAUACCAUGGACGAGCUGGAAAAGCAAGAGGCAGAUAAGGCUCAAAAGGACAAAAACAAGGUGCUUCCUGCGUCUGAGCUAGUAUAUCCCUCUGCAGCAUCCCACCUAGACCACUGUAAUGGUUCCGGUCAGUGCUGCCCAUUUCCUAUGGGUUUUAGAAAUAACUUCCAGAAGGGCAGCACCGGUGAUAUGACUGGUGCACGCCUUUAUGGCAUCCUCUACUUCUUCAGUAACGGUGACAUGAUGCAGUCUUGUGUCUAUACACUGGUGAGGGUAACAGCAGCACUCAGUGCCACAACACCACAGGUACUGGGUGAUGUAUUCGGGUUCUUUAGGGGAGGUAUUGGAGAGAAGGAAAGGGGAGAGACUAAGAGUGGAGAGAAGAGCAAGGAAUGCACUCACUCAGGCGAUCCGUCUCAGAAAGGAGACAAUGACUACUUUUGCGGCUGGUGUGCCUCUGGGUUAAGGGAUGAAGUACAAAAAAUUGAGUGGAUACCCAAUGGUGGUGACAAGGAUAAAGGAGGGAAGUACAUGGACAAAGUCGGUAAAGCGCUAAGAGAUAUUAAGGGCAGUGACAGCACUGCUACUACCACUGCAUAUUCCAGCACUGCUACUGCCAAUACCUCCCUCUCAAGACUCACUGAGAACUGCCAGUACCUCUCCCCCCUAACAGGUGAACUGUAUACAGCAGUGAGUGCCACCUUCGGUAGAACAUAUCUCUCAUGGGUACUGUAUCUAUCAGAUGCACUUGAAGGUGGAUUACGUUCACUGUCUGACGCAUUCAAGCAGAUUGAAUGCCGGGGCUGUAAGGGAAACUGUGACCCCAAUAAGUGCAAGAGGGGAAGCCACGGACAAGGUAGCGGUCUGUGUGGGUGCCAAUCAAUCGUAUCAUGUACCGGGGUACUACCGGUGUUGUACAGGCAUGGGUUUAGCUACGGUAACCCAUUCAAUCUGGAGGGGUACGAACAGAGGGAUGGGAAGACAGAUGGGCAGUAUGACAUUGAGGACAAGAAGAAUCCUAGGCAGUGUCAUGAGUUCUUAAGCAGUCUUGGUGCAGUGAUCAAGACAGAGAGUACCACUCAGAAGGAUCAGGCCCACCCCCUAAGCAACCUCCUCUCACAGGUCGGCAAGCUCCAAUACGACAUACGGCUCCCCUGGAUCUUUGUUCUUACGUUAGCCUGGCUAAUGGCGGUACUCUACCUUGCCUUUGGUGCCAUAUGGCCAUUGGACUGGACACAUAUGAGGUCUCAUUGGUUACGGGGUGGAGAACACCAGUGGCAAUGUAUGUGGUAUAAGGUGAUGACAGGGAGGAAGGGAAGAGUAGUGCUAGAGGGGAUGGAGUAUUUUGGUAGGAGGUAGUGGCGCCUUCGGCGCAACAGUGCUAUAAUGUGGUAGUUAGUAUCGGGGGUAGUAAUGUGGA
Molecule: messenger RNA, 3948 nt
Organism: Babesia bovis T2Bo
Lineage: Eukaryota; Apicomplexa; Aconoidasida; Piroplasmida; Babesiidae
Product: variant erythrocyte surface antigen-1
Exons: 2
Coding region: 363-3887 (1174 amino acids)
Source: RefSeq, a predicted model, not a curated record